Molecule: messenger RNA, 1133 nt
Organism: Arachis ipaensis
Lineage: Eukaryota; Viridiplantae; Streptophyta; Magnoliopsida; Fabales; Fabaceae
Source: RefSeq, a predicted model, not a curated record
CCUCCAAUUUUAUCAAAAUAUCUAUUCAUAUCUAUCCAUAUUCUUUUAUAAAAUCCUAAUUUCUAACCCUAAUUCCCAAAUCAAACUCAAAAACCCUAAUUUCCCAAAUUGGAAACCCUAACCCUAGAGACCCCAUCCCUCACCCACGGAAGCCUCACAGUAAGAAAAGGGGGGGGGAAUGGAAACAGGGGAAGAUGGGAAUCAGAGAAGAGAAAAGGGAAUCAGAGAGGAAGGGACGGCGCUACGGCUAGGGCUCGCCGCCGUCGCAGUCGCCGUCGCGCCUUGCUGCGCCGUCACCACCGUUCCAUGGAACCGCCGCCGUCAUCGCACUCCGUCACACCCUGCCGUGUCUUGCUCGCCGUCGUGCCAUCCACCCACGCCGAGAAGGAAGAGAGAAACAGAGGAGAGUGGCGUCGCGUUUGCUGCAAGCUCGCCACCGAGGAAAGCCGGCUUCGUUGCCGUUCAUCCUUGUUGUCGCCGUCGCCGCUGGUCUGCCUUGGAGCCGUCGUCGAGUAGAACGCAAGGAAGAGGAGUUCUCGUCACUGUUGUGCACCCAGUCAUUACUGCUGCUUUGCAUCCCGCCGUUGAUGCUGCCGCCACUGCCACAACCACCCUUGAGCUGCUGCACUGCUGUUGACCUAUUGAACCACCACCCGAGCUGCUGUUGGCUUGUCGCUGCUAUUUGUUGGGUUCAAGAUCGCUGCUGCUAUUCUUGCUCUACUCUGCUUCUGCUUCUAGUUUCUGGAACCUGACAAAAAUGCCACUGCCGCUGCUGUCGCUGUUGCUCUGGAUCCAUUAUGAACUGUUAUCGUCGCUGUUUGGUUGAUGCUGAGGCCUUCCAUCAUCACUAGAGCUUCCCAGAAUCAUCGUGGUUACCGCCGAGAGAGCUGAAUGGGUGCUAGAAACUACUAACGGAGUUGUCCUGUUUGAUGAUUUUCGUGAGUGACGACGUUGAGAUAGGGGAUUUAUUUUAAAGUUAACCAUUUUAAUUUAUGAAUGCCAAUGAAUUUUAGUGAAUAAUUGUGAAUAAUUUACAAAUAUUUUGUGUGAUUAAUUGACUGAAAUGAACUCAGUUUGAGGUUGUGAAAUUUGAAUUAAGUUUGGUAUUAAGAUGAUGUUUUAGUAUUUCAAUC